UUCAUUUCACCACCUUCUAUGCUUUUCUACCCUCUUCUUUCUCCCUCUCUGUUUUCCCUUCGAAUCGUGCAAAAACCCUAAACCUCGAAUCUUCACCGUUAGAUGAUACCUCGGAUCACCCGGAGCCGUUCGAUCUGUGGCCUUGCCUGAUGAACCGCAAGGGCCACGGUUGUAUCUCCGGCGAACUCUCCCAGCAGGUGUUAUCCCCGAGGAGCAUGAUUUCCGGCAAAGGUCUAGCGAAGUCGAGGCUCGUGCGCAUCUCCUUCGUGGAUCCGGAAGCUACGGACUCGUCCUCCAGCGACGACGAGGGUCGAGUCUUCCCCCCGAGGCGGAGAGUGAAGAGAUGUGUGCACGAGAUCGGGAUCCAGGCCUCUGUCCCCUCAGAACCGCGGCGGCGGCCGGUGUCAAAGAGGGUUCCGACGAGGCCGGUCGAGAAAAAAAGGUUCCGUGGGGUCCGUCGGAGGCCGUGGGGACGGUGGGCGGCAGAGAUCCGGGAUCCGUACCAGCGAAAACGAGUCUGGCUCGGGACUUUCGACACCGCCGAGGAAGCCGCUGUCGUUUACGAUAGCGCUGCCUUGAGGCUCAAGGGUGAUAAGGCGAUCACCAACUUCCCCACCUCGAAGGCAGUAACGCCGGCGACGAUGACGACGACGACGACGACAACAACAACAACGGCGGAGAGCAUAGUGAACCUAAUCAACGAGGAUGUGUCCUUACUGUUCACAUCGCCGACGUCGGUGCUCCGGAGCGGCGGCGAUCAGGCGCCGUUCGAUUAUCUGGCGUUCGGAGACGUGGAUGCUUUCGGGCUGAGCUUGGAUGAAGAAGAUAUGCUGAUGCCGUUAAGUUUGACGAACUUUGGGUGGCCCAAAUCACAGUGCUGGGGCGAGGUCGAGUUCAGCGAGUUCGAUGCCGCCGAUUUUUCGCUGGAAGUCGUUACCUUCUGAGACGAAAAGACGUGAAUACCCUCGACUCUUGUUUUUUGUUUUCUCGGUCGUUUUUCCGCCUAGUGGUAAGGCGGGGUUUUGGGUUUACCGGUGAGUGUGAGUGGCGGGAUCUUUACAUCAUUAUUAUUAUUAUUAUUAUUAUUAUUAUUAUUAUUAUUAUGUGUUAAAAUUAUUAUUAUAAUAAUAGGGGUUAUAUUUAUUGGUUUAUUUUAAAAAAAAAUGGGCGGAAAAGAGAAAUCUUGGGGAGAGGGUACUUUUGGGUAAUGAGUGGGGAUUAAUAAGGGCGGGGUAUAAGAGAGCUUUCCGUAAGCUCCAAGGCUUUGGCGUGGAAAAAAUGUUUUGAGAUUUCUUUCUUUUAUUUUUAUUUUGUAUUUGUUUUCCUUUUUUUUUUUUCCCUUUUGAUGGGAAAAUUAAAUAUGUAAUCUAGCCCAUGUAAGACAAUAAAUAAUAUCAUGUGGAAGUUUGAUAUUAAAUAAAAAAAGAAAUAUUAAAAAAUAAAAAUAAAGUUGGGGGGAUCUGUUGAAAUGGCGUUUACUGUGAUUUUUUUGUUUGAAAGAUAUUGCCACGUGGCAGAUGAUGGAAGGGAGAAAGGUCUGGACUAUGGCGGGUGAUGUAGGCAUGAAGAUAAUAUAUAUCAUAAAA
Messenger RNA from Dioscorea cayenensis subsp. rotundata (Guinea yam), 1586 nucleotides. Its product is annotated as pathogenesis-related genes transcriptional activator PTI6-like. Lineage: Eukaryota; Viridiplantae; Streptophyta; Magnoliopsida; Dioscoreales; Dioscoreaceae. Bases 150 to 944 code for a protein of 264 amino acids. The transcript has a single exon. Gene Ontology annotation, biological process: regulation of DNA-templated transcription. The record is from RefSeq and is a predicted model, not a curated record. Gene Ontology annotation, molecular function: DNA-binding transcription factor activity; DNA binding.